Parnassius apollo (apollo) is the source of this 13434-nucleotide messenger RNA. Lineage: Eukaryota; Metazoa; Arthropoda; Insecta; Lepidoptera; Papilionidae. The record is from the annotation of a GenBank genome assembly.
AUGACUAUAAAGAAUAAAAAGACUAAAGAAUUAAAAGCGUCCGAGGCGACCUCCUCGAGCAGUGCAUCAACCAGUGUUCAGAAAAGUAGUACAUCCAUGGUGCAAAAGAGCAGUAACGCACUUCAAAAGGUGAGCUCAUCAGGGAAAAAGGUCCGUUAUAUCGAGGUUAAGGUCGAGGAGGAAGACCCGCUGAUGAUUACUGAUGUAACUGAUCAUGCUUCUAUAACCGGCUCUACAAUAUCCGAGCAUUAUAAUAGCCACCCGCACUAUAUUAUAACGGAAGCACCAUCGAUGACUGAUCUGUCUCAAAUAAGAUCGUAUGAACAUAACGUAAGUGAUAUGGCAAAAUCUACAACUGGAGAAUUCGUUUCUAGUUCUGUAAUUCAAGAGUCGUCAUCAGUGCACCAAAAAAGCUCUAAAAGUGAAACUUUUCAGUCAUCUUCAACCUCAGUUCAACAUUCCGAUUCAAAUCAAAGUCAUACAUUUGAUAGAACAGUGGAUUCUUCUGUUGAGAAUCAGACACUUAACACUGCUUUUAUAGAUAGUACUGCACACAACACGGCAGGAUCAAAUACGUUUGACCGAAGACCUCAGGGUGCGAAUAGUACUGAUGCUUUUCUUCAAUCGGAACGCGAAAAUGUAUCCAAUACCCAAUCAACGCAUCAGUCAACCACGUCACGGCGAGAUAUUAAAAACAAUUUUGCGAAAAUAACUGAUAAGAAAUUUGAUAACCAACGCGAGAACGACCGCUAUCAGCAUUCGUCUGAGACUUCGAAGAGAAAUCAUACAGGUAAAUUAGACACAUCGAAUUUUUACGGAGGAGAAGGCUCUUUAGAGAACAGUAAAAAAUCCAGGGAAUAUAGUACAACAAGCAAAUCAAGUGAAAAUAAAAGCAGUAAUGCGACAACAUCGACAUCUUCGUCGUAUGUGGUUGAAAUUGUGGACGGAAAAGAACGUAUAAUUGAUACCUCGAAAAGGGAGUGGGGUGACGCACAAGAACAUGCAUCUAAAGAAACCUACGCGAGUGUAAGUGGAACUGACAUUAAGCCUGAAUCUGUCUACAGUCAGCAAAACUACGACAUGAAGUCAAAAUAUGACACGGGAAAGGAUGGCGGACAUCCAAUAAAUGAAAUGAAGAUAAAAGAAGACUCACAAUUAGUUAAGGAUGGAAAGAAAAUCACUUCGCACGAGAGCUAUAUUUCACAUAAAGAUAAUCUACAUCAACUUGGAUCAACUGAGUCAACUGAGGAACGCGUAUUAUCUCAAAAUAAUGAGUUAAAUACCAAUGUGUCAUCUGAGCUAAUCAACAAAACUCAAAGUAAUACAAACACUAAUAAAUAUAACCAAACAAUUAAUCAAACUUCGAAUUUGCAAAGGCGGGAUCAAAAUACUAGAACAGAUUCAUCUGAUUUCUAUGGUUAUGAUUCUACAAUUCAAAAUGAACUUAAAAGAGUUGGAGAUAUUUUGCAAGUACAUGAUGCUGAUAACAUAAACUUUUCCACCAAAAUAUUAAAGAGCAACACUAACAGUGCCCAACAAGAAUCAACAUCAUCUUACAUUUUGGAAGUUGUUGACGGGAGGCAGAGAAUAGUGGACAGCAAACACAGGGAAUGGGGUGAUACUAAAGAACAUUCUACACAUGAAAAGAGUCAUUACGUUAGUGGGCCCAAUAUAAAACCUGAACACGAAUAUACACGACACGUGUUAGACAAAGAAUCUUUCUAUGAUACUGGUAAAGAUGGUAUUCCCAAAAGUGCAACCCAUGUCGCAGAGGAAUCUGCUUUGUAUAAAGAUGGUAAAGAAAUUGCUUCCACAAGAAAUGUAUACACUGGUGAUUUUACAAAGAAGCCCGCUAUUACAGAGCACUUUACAGAUAAAGAUGAGGAUUAUGCCAAGAACAUUAAAGACACGACUAAUAAAUCAGUGUACUCUGAUACUCAAGGUAUUACUUCUACACACGAUAAUAAUGAUGUACGCGAUAUUAAGAACACAACCAAAACAACGGAAUUUAUAACAAAAGAACAACAAAAUAUAGUUAAAGAAAGCACAUCAAAAUCAACUUCUGAAACAAAAGACACCUUGACGAGUUAUGAAAGAAGUACGGGAACAUGGAAUGGGAAAUUUGUUUAUGAGAAUGAUGAUGAUAGACCAAAAAGACCUAAAGAAAUGUCACCAUUUGGUCGACCUGAGCAGCCGCGAUACCACUUAAAACGACAAGACACUGAAGACAAUAUUAUAUUAACAUCAAAAGAUAUAAAAGAUUUUACUUCUAUAAGUGAUUUGCGAAAAAUAAUUGAAACGUCAGCCUCCAAUAAAGAUGUUACAGUUAGUAAUCAGAAUAUUGUCAUCAGAAGAAAUAUUGACGAUAGAGUGUUAAAAGACAUAAUUGAAACUGUUAAAAAGUAUCCUUUUAAAAGAAUUGACAAGGUAUCCUUUGGAACAAAAAUUAAGGAGGAUGUAAAAGAUCUUUAUGAAGGUGUAGACACCGAACAAAUUACUGUUUUAAAAAAUAGCAACUCUGAUGUAAUCAAAAAGUCAUUUGAAGUUGAUAAAACUAGAAGUCAAAUUGAGGUGACGCGUUAUAUUACUGAAAAUGGAGUUACUAGGAAAAUAACUACAUAUGAAGAUGCAAAAGAAGACGAUAAAAUUAAAACCAAUGUUUUCGUUGACAACAGUGCGUUAGACAUCAAAAACUUGAAGGAUGUCCAAACCACACGAGAUACACGCGAAUAUGACGUCGUAGAUCAUGCAAUAACCGACACCACAAGAAAGGACACUGUCGUCAGCACUGUUUACGACGAAACCAUCAUCGAUGACAGGAAAACAGUUCGUGAUGACAGGACCACAGUUGAGGAGACCAUCUACAUUGACGAAAGGCGGCCAAGACAUGCUGGUCCCAAAAGGCCAGAGAAAACUGUUGUCAAGGAGCAGUGUGUUUGUGAAAUUUGUACUUGUGGGCGUCACCGUUGCCCACACAACGAUGUCCCGGAGCCAUUGUUCGAUGUGGAGCACACGACGAGCGUGGUUUCCGCAUACAAACAAGAUUACGACGAAAAACAAGUAAGCCGUACAACCGCUGUUCAUCACGAAGACCAUCUUCGGCUUGAAGGAGAUUUUCAAGAACCUGAACGUCAUCACUGGCAACCUGCUGAGCGGCAAAAACCUACUAAGCCUGAAGAUAACCUAAGACCUGAAGGAGAAUUUGAGAAAAGGCGCCCCGAAGAAUGGCGACCGGGUGACAGGGUGCCUGUAAAACGUCCGGAGGAUAACUUAAAACCAGAAGGUGACUUUGAGAAAAGAAGACCUGAUGAAUGGAAACCUGGUGAAAGGGCGCCUGUACGUCGCCCUCAAGAUAAUUUGCGACCAGAAGGUGAAUUCGAGAAAAGGCAACCAGAAGAGUGGCGCCCAGGAGAUAGGGCUCCUAUUCGUCGUCCAGAUGAUAACCUAAAACCUGAAGGUGAAUUUAUGACUCCUGAAAAAGAGCAUUGGCGCCCUGCUGAUCGUCAAAAACCAAGAAAGCCAGUGGAUAACUUGCGCCCUGAAGGUGAAUUUGAAAAAAGGCAUCCAGAUGAAUGGCGCCCUGGAGAUCGCGCACCAGUUCGUCGACCUGAAGAUAAUCUCUAUCCUGAAGGUGAGUUUGAACAACGAAAACCAGAUGAAUGGCGACCUGGUGACAGAGCACCUGUAAGUCGUCCGGAUGAUAAUUUAAAGCCUGAGGGUGAAUUCACGACUCCAGAAAAAGAACCCUGGAGACCAGCUGAAAGGCAAAAGCCAAAAAAACCAGAAGACAAUUUAAGACCAGAAGGAGAUUUUGAAAAAAGAAGACCUGAAGAAUGGCGUCCAGGAGAAAGAGAACCAGUAAGGCGUCCCAAAGAUAAUUUGAAACCUGAAGGUGAUUUUGAAAAACGGAAACCUGAGGAAUGGCAACCUGGCGACAGAGCUCCCGUACGACGCCCAGAUGAUAAUCUUAAACCAGAAGGGGAAUUUGUUACCCCAGAAAGAGAACCCUGGAGGCCAGCAGAAAAGCAAAGGCCGAAAAAGCCAGAAGAUAAUUUAAGACCAGAAGGUGACUUUGAAAAACGAAAACCGGAUGAAUGGCGUCCAGGAGAUAGAGAGCCAGUUCGACGUCCAAAAGACAAUUUGAAACCCGAAGGAGAUUUUGAGAAAAGACAACCCGAAGAAUGGCAGCCCGGUGAUAGAGCAACUGUAAAACGCCCUCAUGAUAAUCUAAAGCCGGAAGGUGAAUUUGUUACACCAGAAAAAGAACCUUGGAGGCCAGCAGAACGGCAAAAGCCAAAGAAACCGGAGGAUAAUCUUAAACCAGAAGGAGACUUCGUCAAGCGUCAGCCCAUAGAAUUUAUACCAGCUGAAAAGUCUGUAGGCAAAAAACCGGAAGAUAAUUUGCGCCCAGAAGGAGAUUUUACUACUACAAGAAUAGAUGAUUAUAAAGUAGUAACCGGUGAAAAGGCGGAAAUCGUAAAACACACAGAUAAUAUUAUCAUGGAAGGAGAAUUUACGGACACUACAACGUCGCGAACAGAAUACACUAUAAAACCUGUUGAGAGACAAAAACCAGUAAGAAGAAAUACUUGGACUAAAAUAGAAGGAGAUAUGUUCACUGAUACUACCACAAAGACUGAAUUUAUUGACUACACGGAUACAGUCGAAAGAGCUACAUUGGUUACCCGUAGAACUGAUAAUUUAAUACGAGAAGGUGAAAUAGAAUUUGUAACUUCAAACCAAAAUGAUUAUACAGAAAAGAAUACUGUACUCGAACGCCCACAUCGCCGUCGUACAUGGACAAAAGAAGAUUUUGAUAAAUUUUACUCCACAGAUAAUUUGCAAACAGUUACAACAACGCAAGAAGAAUACAAAACUUAUGAAACAACUGACGUGAGACAAAAGAAGGUAAAACCAGUUGAUAAUUUAAGACCUGAAGGUGACUUUGAGAAACCAAAAAUAGAUGAAUGGCGUCCAGCAGAAAGACAAACAGCUAAAAAACCACAGGAUAACUUAAAACCAGAAGGUGAAUUCACUACUCCUGAUAAGGAACAAUGGAGGCCAGCUGAACGUCCCAUUCAGAAGAAGCCAAAAGAUAAUCUGAAACCAGAAGGUGAAUUCGAACAACCUAAAUACGAUGAAUGGCAACCAGCGGAAAGACAAACACCUAAAAAACCACAGGAUAACCUUAAACCUGAAGGCGAAUUCACGACUCCCGAAAAGGACCAGUGGAGGCCAGCAGAACGCCGCACUCAAAGGAAACCUAAAGAUAAUCUGAGACCAGAAGGUGAUUUCGAACAACCUAAGCAAGAUGAAUGGCAACCAGCAGAAAGACAGACGCCUAAAAAGCCACAAGACAACUUAAAACCAGAAGGUGAAUUCACGACACCUGACAAAGACCAGUGGAGGCCAGCUGAGCGACCAACUCAAAAGAAACCCCAAGAUAAUUUGAAACCAGAAGGCGAAUUUGAGCAACCUAAGCAAGAUGAAUGGCGUCCAGCGGAAAGGCAAACAGCUAAAAAACCACAAGAUAACUUAAGACCUGAAGGAGAUUUUACAACUCCCGAAAAAGAACACUGGAGGCCAGCUGAGCGUCCUAUUCAGAAGAAGCCAAAAGAUAAUCUGAAACCAGAAGGUGAUUUCGAACAACCUAAACAUGAUGAAUGGCGUCCAGCGGAAAGACAAACACCUAAAAAGCCACAAGAUAACUUAAAACCAGAAGGUGAAUUCACAACUCCUGAGAAAGAUCAUUGGCAACCAGCAGAACGCCGUAACCAAACUAGACCUAAAGAUAAUCUGAGACCAGAAGGUGAUUUUGAACAACCCAAACAUGAUGAAUGGCGUCCAGCGGAAAAACAAACAGCUAAAAAGCCGCAGGAUAACUUAAAACCAGAAGGAGAUUUUACAACUCCCGAAAAAGAUCAAUGGAGGCCAGCUGAGCGUCCUAUUCAGAAGAAACCAAAAGAUAAUCUGAAACCAGAAGGGGAUUUCGAACAACCUAAACAUGAUGAAUGGCGUCCAGCGGAAAGACAAAUACCUAAAAAGCCACAAGAUAACUUAAAACCAGAAGGUGAUUUCACCACUCCUGAGAAAGACCAAUGGCGACCAGCAGAACGCCGCACUCAAACUAAACCUAAAGAUAAUCUGAGACCAGAAGGUGACAUCGAACAACCUAAGCAAGAUGAAUGGCGACCAGCAGAAAGACAGACACCUAAAAAGCCGCAAGACAACUUAAAACCAGAAGGUGAAUUCACAACUCCUGAGAAAGAUCAAUGGCAACCAGCAGAACGCCGCACCCAAACUAGACCUAAAGAUAAUCUGAGACCAGAAGGUGAUUUCGAACAACCUAAACAUGAUGAAUGGCGUCCAGCAGAAAGACAAAUACCUAGAAAGCCUCAAGAUAACUUAAAACCAGAAGGUGAUUUCGAACAACCUAAGCAUGAUGAAUGGCGUCCAGCAGAAAGACAGACACCUAAAAAGCCGCAGGAUAACUUAAAACCAGAAGGAGAUUUUACAACUCCCGAAAAAGAUCAAUGGAGGCCAGCUGAGCGUCCUAUUCAGAAGAAACCAAAAGAUAAUCUAAAACCAGAAGGCGAUUUCGAACAACCUAAACAUGAUGAAUGGCAUCCAGCAGAAAGACAAACACUUAAAAAGCCACAAGAUAACUUAAAACCAGAAGGUGAUUUCACCACUCCCGAGAAAGACCAAUGGCGACCGGCAGAACGCCGCACUCAAACUAAACCUAAAGAUAAUCUGAGACCAGAAGGUGACUUCGAACAACCUAAGCAAGAUGAAUGGCGACCAGCAGAAAGACAGACACCUAAAAAGCCGCAAGACAACUUAAAACCAGAAGGUGAAUUCACAACUCCUGAUAAAGAUCAGUGGAGGCCAGCUGAGCGGCCAACUCAAAAGAAACCCCAAGAUAAUUUGAAACCGGAAGGCGAAUUUGAGCAACCUAAGCAAGAUGAAUGGCGUCCAGCGGAAAGACAAACAGCUAAAAAGCCGCAAGAUAACUUAAGACCUGAAGGAGAUUUUACAACUCCCGAAAAAGAACAUUGGAGGCCAGCUGAGCGUCCCAUUCAGAAGAAGCCAAAAGAUAAUCUAAGGCCAGAGGGGGAAUUUGAGCAACCUAAACAUGAUGAAUGGCAACCAGCGGAAAGACAAAUACCUAAAAAGCCGCAAGACAACUUAAGACCAGAAGGUGAUUUCGAGACUCCUGAGAAAGACCAAUGGCGACCAGCAGAACGCCGCACUCAAACUAAACCUAAAGAUAAUCUGAAACCAGAAGGUGAUUUUGAACAACCUAAACAUGAUGAAUGGCGACCAGCAGAAAGACAGACACCUAAAAAGCCUCAAGAUAACUUAAGACCCGAAGGUGAUUUCGAACAACCUAAACAUGAUGAAUGGCAUCCAGCGGAAAGACAAACAGCUAAAAAGCCACAGGAUAACUUAAAGCCAGAAGGUGAAUUCACGACUCCUGAUAAAGAACAAUGGCAACCAGCAGAACGCCGCACUCAAAGGAAACCUAAAGAUAACCUGAGACCAGAAGGUGAUUUCGAACAACCUAAGCACGAUGAGUGGCAACCAGCAGAAAGACAAACACCUAAAAAGCCACAAGACAACUUAAAACCAGAAGGUGAAUUCACAACUCCUGAAAAAGACCAGUGGAGGCCAGCUGAGCGGCCAAUUCAAAAGAAACCACAAGAUAAUUUGAAACCUGAAGGCGAAUUUGAGCAACCUAAGCAAGAUGAAUGGCGUCCAGCGGAAAGACAAACAGCUAAAAAGCCGCAAGAUAACUUAAGACCUGAAGGAGAUUUUACAACUCCCGAAAAAGAUCAAUGGAGGCCAGCUGAGCGUCCUAUUCAGAAGAAACCAAAAGAUAAUUUGAGACCAGAAGGUGAUUUUGAACAACCUAAACAUGAUGAAUGGCGUCCAGCAGAAAGGCAGACACCUAAAAAGCCAAAAGAUAACUUAAAACCAGAAGGUGAAUUCACAACUCCCGAUAAAGACCAGUGGAGGCCAGCUGAGCGCCCUAUACAAAAGAAACCCCAAGAUAAUUUGAAACCGGAAGGGGAAUUCGAGCAACCUAAGCCAGACGAAUGGCGUCCAGCGGAAAGACAAAAACCUAAAAGGCCCCAAGAUAACUUAAGACCCGAGGGUGAAUUCUCGACUCCUGAGAAAGACCAAUGGCGACCAGCAGAACGCCGCACUCAAACCAAACCUAAAGAUAAUCUGAAACCAGAAGGUGACUUCGAACAACCUAAACAUGAUGAAUGGCGACCAGCAGAAAGACAGACACCUAGAAAGCCGCAAGAUAAUCUACGACCUGAAGGAGAUUUUGAAAAACCUACACAAGAGGAUUGGCAACCGGCUGAACGUCCUGUUCAAAGAAAACCUAAAGAUAAUCUUAAACCUGAAGGUGAAUUUGAGCAUCCUAAGCAUGAUGAAUGGCGUCCUGCUGAAAGACAAACACCUGUAAAACCUAAAGAUAAUUUAAAACCAGAAGGUGAAUUCGAACAACCAAGGCCAGAAAAAUGGCGUCCAGCAGAGAGGCAAACGCCUACAAAACCAAAAGAUAAUUUGAAACCAGAAGGUGAAUUUGAGACGCCUAGACAGCCAGAAUGGCGGCCUGCUGAACGUCCUAAACAGACAAAACCUCAGGAUAACUUAAAACCAGAAGGAGUAUUUGAACAACCAAAACAUGAUGAGUGGAAGCCAGCUGAGAGGCAAACUCCAAAGAAACCAAGGGAUAAUCUUAAACCAGAAGGUGAUAUGGAAGUAGUUCGUCGGACAGAUUAUUCAGUGACAAGAGGUGAUCGCGUAGAAGUGGUCAAACAUGAAGAUAAUUUAAAAAUGGAAGGAGUAAUUGAUGUUCAUCGCUCUAGGGACGAUUAUAAACGUAUCGAAAAAACUGAAAAAGUUGUUAUUCAGAAGCACGAAGAUAAUUUAAAGACUGAAGGUGAAUUUAUUGAUCUUUAUACUCGUGAUGAUUACCGUGCUACUAAAGGUGACAGAGCGCCUGUAGUAAAACCACAAGAUAAUUUAAAACCAGACGGAAAGUUUUAUAAGCCUGAAACGGUUGCAACUCGACCAGCAGAGAAACGAAAGCCUUUUAAGCAUAUUGAUAACAUAACAAUUGAUAGAGAUCUCGAUAUUCAUCAUAAACAAAAUAUUGAUCGCGUCGAUAUCAUAAGACGUGAAGACAACCUAAAGAUUGAAGGAGAAUUUAUAGACAUGAAACAAAGGAAUGAUUAUAAAGUGGUCACAGGAGAAAAAACCGCCCUUGUCAAACAUGAAGAUAAUUUAAAGAUGGAAGGUAAAAUGGAAAAUAUAAGAUCUUCAGAUACGUACCGUCUUGUAAAAGGGCAAAGAGUGAAACUUAUACGCAGAGAAGAUAAUCUUAAAAUUGAAGGUGUUUUCGAAGAUCACGUGCGUCGAGAUGAACACAAGAUUAGUAAAACUGAUAGAAGAGCCAUUGCUUAUUAUUCUGACGAUAAAAAUAAACCGAAAUAUCCUAACGACGAAUCUGUUAAACCUUGGGAGAGCGACACAUAUCAACCAAUAAAACAAUCUGAACAAUAUAGACCACAUGAUAUAGAUACUAGUACCAAAGAAAUACCGAGGACAGUAUCCACAGGUAAGGAUAAAUUCUAUCCCGAAAAUCGUCAAAAAACUCAGUCGCAGCCCAGCGAAGUUCCAGAGCAGAUACAACCAAAAGACAAUCUCUAUCCCGAAGGGGAGUUUCGAAGUGGACCUAAAACAUCGUGGCAGCCUGGUGAAGCACCAAGACAAAUUCGGCCAACAGAUAAUCUUCAUCCAGAAGGCCAAUUUGAAGAUAGACCCAAAACUCAAUGGCAACCUGGUGAAAUACCUGAACAAAUUCGUCCCAAAGACAAUCUACACCCAGAAGGUCAAUUUCAUGAUCGACCUAAAAGUCAAUGGCAACCUGGUGAAAUACCUGAACAAAUUCGUCCCAAAGACAAUCUACAUCCAGAAGGUAAAUUUCAUGAUCGACCUAAAACUCAAUUGCAACCUGGUGAAAUACCUGAACAAAUUCGCCCCAAAGACAAUCUUCACCCAGAAGGUAAAUUUCAUGAUCGACCCAAAAGUCAAUGGCAACCUGGUGAAAUAUCUGAACAGAUUCGCCCUAAAGACAACCUUCACCCAGAAGGUCAAUUUCAUGAUCGACCUAAAAGUCAAUGGCAACCUUCUGAAAUACCUGAACAAAUUCGACCUAAAGACAACCUUCACCCAGAAGGUAAAUUUCAUGAUCGACCUAAAACUCAAUGGCAACCUGGUGAAAUACCUGAACAAAUUCGCCCCAAAGACAAUCUUCACCCAGAAGGUGAAUUUCAAGAUCGACCCAAAACUCAAUGGCAGCCUGGAGAAUCUCCAGCACAAGUACGUCCUAAGGAUAAUUUAAAACCAGAAGGUGAUUUUGAUCGCCCAUCUAGACCAAAAUGGGAAACAACUGAUCGUUCGACUCCCAUUAGGCCAAAAGACAAUUUAUAUACAAGAACAGAUGGCGAUUCAACUCCUACAAUAUCAAGCGAUUCUACUAUUUAUCGACCUAGGGAUGAAUUACAUCCUGAAAUACGCCAUCCAACACAUUCUCAAAAAGAAAUAACACACAAUGAUAUUACAAACCAGUCAAGGCAAAGUAAAGAAUUAACAUCUGUCAAUAGAAGCGAUAAUGAAAUACACAAAGAAAAUAUACAAAGGACUCAGAUUGGAAAGGAAACAAAACAACGUACUAACGUUCAAUCCACUUCUCAUACAGAGUUUUCCACUUCUAAAGACAAUCAAACAACUCACAAAACAUUCAAAACACAAGAUGUUAUCGAUCGUGCAGAAUCUCAAAAUAAUUUAGAUCGUACAUCUACACAAGUUUCAAGAAGUAGUGUUGAAAAGAGCGAACUGAAUAAAACUAAUUCGAAACAUAUAAAAAAUGUAACCACUUCUUCAACUAAGACGAUAAAACAAGUAAAGGAAAAAAAAUUAAUAGCAGGUAAAUGGGUGGUUGUUACACGAAACGUGGAAACAAACGUCACAACAGGAGCUGACACUGAAAACAAUAAUGUUAAAAGAAACGCUGAUGAUCGUACUGCGUCACAAAUUAAAUAUGUGACAAGUGAAACAAGUCAGACAGGGAUCGCUUCAGACACGUAUGGUAAUGUAUUACAUUCUGACCAACGUUCACAUUAUAAUAAUAAAGAUGAUCAAUUUGAAGAUAGACCCAAAACUCAAUGGCAACCUGGUGAAAUUUCUGAACAAAUUCGACCUAAAGACAACCUUUAUCCAGAAGGUAAAUUUCAAGAUCGACCAAAAACUCAAUGGCAGCCUGGAGAAAUUCCAGCACAAGUACGUCCUAAGGAUAAUUUAAAACCAGAAGGUGAUUUUGAUCGCCCAUCUAGACCAAAAUGGGAAACAACUGAUCGUUCCACUCCCAUGAGGCCAAAAGACAAUUUGAAUAUCAGAACAGAUAGCGAUUCAUCUUCUACAAUAUCAAGCGAUCGUACUAUUUAUCGACCUAGGGAUGAAUUGCAUCCUGAAACACGUCAUCCAACACAUUCUGAAAAAGACAUAACACAUAAUGAUAUUAGAAACCAGUCAAGGCAAAGUAAAGAAUUAACAUCUGUUACUAGAAGUGGUAGUGAAACACAUAAAGAAAAUAUACAAAAGACUCAGAUUGGAAAGGAAACAAAACAAUCUCGUACUAAUGUUCAAUCCACUUCUCAUACUGAGUUUUCCACUUCUAAAGACAAUCAAACAGCUCACAAAACAUUCACAACACAAGAUAUCAUCGAUCGUGCAGAGUCUCAAAAUAAUUUAGAUCGUACAACUACACAAGUAUCAAGAAAUAGUGUUGAAAAGAGCGAAGUGAAUAAAACUAAUUCAAAGCAUAUAAAAAAUGUGACGACUUCUUUAACUAAGACAAUAAAACAAGUAAAGGAAAAAAAAUUAAUAGCAGGUAAAUGGGUGAUGGUUACAAGAAACGUGGAAACAAACACCCCAAUAGGAGCUGACACUGAAAACAAUAAUGUCCGAAGAAACACUGAUGACCUUAUUGCGUCUCAAAUUAAAUCAGUGACAAGUGAAACACGUCAGAGAGGGAUCGCUUCAGAUACGUCUAGUAAUGUAUUAAAUUCUCACCAGCGUUCGAAUUAUAAUAAAGAAGAUGAUCAAAGUCUACAUCUGAUUUCCAACAAGACACAUAUGACGAAGGCAAAUCAGGAAGAGCAACUUAUUAAACAUACUACUGGACAUUCAUCUUCUGAUAGCCACAUAGUGCGUCAGCAAAGAGGCGAUAGCGUCCAAAAACUUAUAUCAUCGGAGCACGAAUCCUAUCAAAAGCUUGCUUCAUCUGACAAUCGCAAUCAAGAAAAUAUUCAUGCAAAACAUAUAAUACAUGGUAGCACAAUGAAUCAAAAUUUAUCGCGGUCCAACCAGCAUUUGUCUACAAGCAGCAAAGUUUACAAGCAUACUGAAGGGGAACAUUUUCAGAAAACUUUGUCAUCCGAUCAGUCGUUGACAUCACAGUUUUCUACAAAUCAACAUCAUUCGAAUUCGCAACAGCGUAUUAUUUCUGAUAAUACACAAAAAGGUUCUGGAUCUUAUUCAAAUAUAAUAACCGGAAUUAAUAUGGACGGAACAGGUCAUACAAAUUCAACUUAUGACUCCAGUAAAUUAAGUAGGAAUCAGCUAAGUGACAGUGUUACAAAAACAAGCAGAGAAUUUCAACAAGCAAUGCACGGUGGCAGUGACGUCAUUACAUCUACAACAGACAAUGUAGCACGAAGUGGUUACCAUAAGCGUACAUCCGACUUAACGUCUGAUUCACAGUCUGCCAACGCUGUUCUUCAUCGUAAAGGUGUUACGUCAACUAAUGAAGCGCACCACUCUAUUAGUUCGACUGCAGCUUCACAACGUAAAAGUAUUGGAAACCUUAACGACCGUGGUGAAUACAUAAGUAAUUCGACACACAGCACUGAUAGAAAGAGCAUCAGUUCAAUGCAUCGUUCUGCUCGCGACAAUACUGACAAUGCAGACUUCCGACGUACACAAAGGCGAGAUGGCCAGUCGACAAUGGUAGUGGAGCGGGAACCACGCGUAAACGUUAGGGAUAAUCUUCGAGUUGGUGGGGAAUUUUUCGGACAAUCAGAAGCACGCUCAUAUGGAAGUUUUUCUCGUUCUGAACAAUCCCAGAAAGCUGAAAGAACAGAGCACGUAGAACGUGUCCAAAGGGUAACAAGACACGGAAAUACGUCGCAGUUUAUAUUAGGUGACGCCGGCAACACUAGCUACAAACGUGAGUUUACCACUCACGUGCAUGGUACUUGUCCGGCUACAACACUUCAAAGUCCAAGUACGCAAUUUAAACACACUCGUGACUCCCGCGAGCAUAAAUUUUAUUCGUCUAAAGUAACUCAUUAA